Messenger RNA from Necator americanus (New World hookworm), 240 nucleotides. RefSeq lists its product as uncharacterized. The coding region runs from base 1 to 240 and encodes 79 amino acids. NCBI's taxonomy places the organism in Eukaryota, Metazoa, Nematoda, Chromadorea, Rhabditida, Ancylostomatidae. The record is from RefSeq and is a predicted model, not a curated record. The transcript has a single exon.
AUGGUUCCGCCUCGGCGCGAGAACUCCUCUCUUCACUCGAUUGCUCUCAGUAACGACAACCCGCUUAUUAUAGCGAUGGGGGCCGCAUAUGCCCGCCCGGCCGAGAUGGACGGACGGACGCUCGGCCGACCACCACCACCUCCUCCUCAUCAACGCUCGCACAUUCAUCGACACAUGCAUGACAAUCGAUGCAUCACACACACUCACCACGAUGAGGGAAUGAUUACUGGCGGCUACUGA